Molecule: messenger RNA, 1164 nt
Organism: Tripterygium wilfordii
Lineage: Eukaryota; Viridiplantae; Streptophyta; Magnoliopsida; Celastrales; Celastraceae
Product: calcineurin B-like protein 3
Exons: 10
Coding region: 317-997 (226 amino acids)
Biological process (GO): calcium-mediated signaling
Molecular function (GO): calcium ion binding; kinase binding
Source: RefSeq, a predicted model, not a curated record
AAAAAAAAUUCAUCUUUUAAUUCAUUAUUGGUUUAUUUUAUUAUUAUUUUCUUCUCUAUACAAGCUCAUAUCCAGCUCCAACUCUAUCACAACUCAUCACCAUCUUCACAAUAAGAUUCGGCAAACCGAUUGCGAUUCUCAUAGAGUUUUGUGUUCUUCCAGAGACACCCAAUUGGAGAAUAAGGACGUCUUUGUUACAAUCAAAAGUGGAUAUAUUUUGAGCUCCGUUUAUUCUGAAUGUUGCGAUUUGAUCUUGUCUCUAGUAAUUCAGGAAAUGGUUAAAAGGUAUGGAGUGUUUUGAUUUGCUGAAAAUAUCAUGUGGCAGUGCGUAGAGGGAAUCAAGCAUGCAUUUGCUUCCUUGCUCCAGUGUUGUGAUCUAGAUUUGUACAAACAAUCAAGAGGCCUUGAAGAUCCUGCAAUUCUUGCGAGAGAGACAGUGUUCAGUGUGAGUGAGAUAGAGGCACUUUAUGAACUUUUUAAAAAGAUCAGUAGCGCUGUCAUCGAUGACGGCCUGAUAAAUAAGGAGGAGUUUCAAUUGGCAUUAUUCAAGACAAACAAAAAAGAAAGCUUGUUCGCAGACAGGGUAUUCGACUUGUUUGAUACAAAGCACAAUGGGAUAUUAGGUUUCGAGGAGUUUGCUCGUGCUCUCUCUGUUUUUCAUCCGAACGCUCCCAUCGAUGACAAAAUUGAAUUUUCUUUCCAACUUUACGAUCUCAAGCAGCAAGGUUUCAUUGAGAGACAGGAGGUGAAGCAAAUGGUAGUGGCUACCCUGGCUGAAUCUGGAAUGAACCUUUCCGAUGAUGUUAUAGAAAGUAUUAUUGACAAGACCUUUGAGGAAGCUGACACAAAACAUGAUGGGAAGAUUGAUAAGGAAGAGUGGAGAAGCCUUGUGCUGCGGCAUCCAUCCCUUUUGAAGAAUAUGACCCUUCAAUACCUCAAGGACAUUACGACAACAUUCCCAAGCUUUGUGUUUCAUUCACAAGUCGAAGAUACUUGAACUCAUAAGAUUUUGGCUUAAAGCUUUCAUGUCCAUAUUGUUUAUGGUUGCUUUGAUAGACACCGUGGCCCUCUCAUAUGUGAAGGGCCGCCCAAGCCAGAGGCUCGACAUCUUUUGGUUAUUUGUCAUGAUAUUAAUGGUUAUUUGUUCAUGUUUUGCACUUGUUA